CGGAUCGCCUCGUCUCCCGUUCUUCCUUUCUCUGCGUCUUGUCUUACCUUGUAUCGAUCAGGAGUUUGGGAGGAUGAGCAGGCGGCAAGGAGACUGGGACUGCAGGUCAUGCCAGCACCACAACUUCAGCUGGCGUGACUCGUGCCAGCAAUGUGGUAACCUGCGGCCGUCCACCGGCGACGUCUCCGACUAUGCUGGCCUCGGAAGGUCCUCGGUCGGAUUCAGCGUCCCCAGUUUUCGGCCCGGCGACUGGAACUGCUCCUGCGGUGGUCAUAACUUCGCGAGCCGGACGAGCUGCCACUCGUGUGGCACUUCCAAGGAUGACUCCGCCGUCAGCUUCAGCCGUGGGCUCGACAACGAUGACAUGCCGGGUUCAGGAGGCGUCGGCUUUGGUGGUGGCGGGUGGAAGUCCGGUGAUUGGUUGUGCACCAGGUCGGGCUGCAACCAGCAUAACUUCGCUAGCAGGAAGGAGUGCUAUCGAUGCAAGGCACCAAAGGGAUGCGGCACUUAAAUCAACCAAAAAGACCAGAGAGAGAGAGAGAGAGAGAGAGAGAGAGAGAGAGAUACGAGAUUACGCGACUCACAGCACUAUCUCAGGUUAUCGCUAACUAAGAUACUGUUCCUUGUGAUAGUCUCCUCCUAUUAGCUUCUGCUUCGUAUGGUGUUCUCGACUUCUCUUGUGCUUAUAGAAGCUUAAUCAUGUAUAAGUCGUGCUGCUGCACUCACUUCUUCUGCAUGGAUAUGUAAGCGUCUACGUAUGCGUUAAAUAAUGGGCUUCAUGCUACAUUACAAGUGAA
This is a messenger RNA of Musa acuminata AAA Group (dessert banana), 797 nucleotides long. RefSeq lists its product as uncharacterized. Gene Ontology annotation, molecular function: mRNA binding. The record is from RefSeq and is a predicted model, not a curated record. Bases 74 to 511 code for a protein of 145 amino acids. Gene Ontology annotation, cellular component: cytoplasm. NCBI's taxonomy places the organism in Eukaryota, Viridiplantae, Streptophyta, Magnoliopsida, Zingiberales, Musaceae. The transcript has 4 exons.